AUGGGUCUGGUUGAUAAUGAUUUAGAUGAAUCAUUAUUCUCUGAAAUAUUACCAAUUGUAAGCUGUUUGGAUCCAAAUGUACCUUUCAAGAAUUCACAGCUACAUAGUCAUUUUGGAUAUAAAAAAGUCCAAGUACAAGAAGAUAUAGCUUUUACACCAGUUAACUAUUCAAGUACAUUACCAGGAGAGUCUACACCUAACUUAUCAUUUCAAUUACUAGGACCAGCAGGUUCUAGAGGACAAUAUUACUUUAUCGAAGAACAGUAUGAAGAGUCUCCAACUGAAAAGGAAAAUUUAGAAGCAUAUAAAACAGAAUGUUGGACCAAAGGGAUUAGUUUAAUAGUACCCGAAGAUGUUAAUAAGGAUUCAUAUAGUGACUAUGAUGAUUCUGAACCAUUUGGAGACUAUUUUUCCAAAAAAUAUAGUAUUGAUAAAGUAAUUAACCAAACUAAAAGAGCUUAUAAAGCUGAUUGUCUUGUUGUAAUGAUUGAUUCAUUUGUUAUUUUGGAACCUAACAUUCUAGUAAUACUCACUGACCAAUGUGAUAAAAUAACAGGAAUUGUAUAUAGAGAAGAUAUAGAUUCAUAUGUUAAUGAAAUGAUGCCAGGAUGUGUAAUGAUAUUAGUAGGGGUAACUGUAUACACACCAAUAGGAUGUGAAACACAUGUUAUCAUUUCCAAAGAAAAUGUUAAAAAAAUUAUCAAAAAUGUUCCAAUGCCUUUGAUACAUUUAUAUAAAAAAUCUUCUAACAAAUAA
Messenger RNA from Theileria annulata, 756 nucleotides. RefSeq lists its product as uncharacterized. The transcript has 7 exons. Gene Ontology annotation, biological process: recombinational repair. The record is from RefSeq and is a predicted model, not a curated record. Lineage: Eukaryota; Apicomplexa; Aconoidasida; Piroplasmida; Theileriidae. The coding region runs from base 1 to 756 and encodes 251 amino acids.